Molecule: messenger RNA, 2340 nt
Organism: Oppia nitens
Lineage: Eukaryota; Metazoa; Arthropoda; Arachnida; Sarcoptiformes; Oppiidae
Product: dystrobrevin beta-like
Exons: 6
Coding region: 182-2110 (642 amino acids)
Biological process (GO): synaptic signaling
Cellular component (GO): synapse; plasma membrane
Molecular function (GO): zinc ion binding
Source: RefSeq, a predicted model, not a curated record
AAACAUUAUAUGUUUGACUCAAUGUUAUUAUUGAUAUACAGUUUAUAAGUUAUACCAUAAACUCUAUGAUAUAUAACAUACUGUUUGGCAAAAUGAGUCCAUAUUUGGCACUUCAGUCAUCAUCUAUUUGAUCUGUUUGGUGACAUUUGUGUCAAUAUAGACGAUARUAAGUCAUCCAGAAAUGGACAGAUCAAACACUUCGGUGAUAUCGUCAAAAUACGAACAAAUGAUGACUGAAAUGGUCGACCAUAACUUCCAAGUGAUUCGCUUCAGUUCAUACAGAACUGCUUCAAAGUUACGUUUUAUUCAACAUAAGACUAAUUUCCAUUUGAUUGAUCUGUGGAAUUCAAUUGAAGCCAUUCGUGACAGCGGUUUGAACAAUAUUCAAGACAUAUCAUCACAGAUAUCAGUGCAACGCUUGGAAACAUUGGUUACAUCAGUAUUUUAUUCGCUAUCAAAACGUCUUCCACAGUCAUUAUCAUUAAAUUUGGACCAAUCUAUUGAACUGAUGCUCAGUUGGCUUUUAGCCACUUAUGACCCCACUGGUUGUGGCAAAGUUAAUGUCUUUGGAGUGAAGAUUGCGUUUGCAAUCAUGUCUUUCGGUAAAUUAAUAGACAAACUUCGGUAUAUAUUUUCUCUCAUAUCAGAUGCCAGUCGAGGCCUUCUAAUUGAAAGUUAUUUUAAUGCAUUUCUUCGAGAAUCAAUGGCUCUGACGGCUAGUGUCGCAGAAACGACAACUUUUCAAUACGACGAUAGUCUCUCGUCGUCUAUCUUUGACUUUAGUCAAGCCAUUGAUUUACAUUUAUUUAUGUCAGUCUUCAUAACAACAAAUAGUCCUCCACUUUGUAUUUCAUGGAUAGUAAUACUACACCGAAUGGCUGAAGUCGAACAAGUGGUUCAUCCAAUUGCUUGUAAUGCCUGCAAUAGACAGCCUUUUAAUGGAUUUCGAUAUAAGUGCCAAAAAUGUUUUAACUAUAAUUUAUGUCAGGAUUGCUUCUGGAGAGGCAGACAUUCAGGUUCUCAUAAUGCAGACACACACGCCUGCAAAGAGUACGGCUAUUGGAAGUCACCGACAAAACAAAUCGGACAUUCUUUACGCAAAUCAUUUCGUUGUAUUCCUUCAAAUCGGACACAAUUACAAUAUAUCGACGAACCACCGAAAGAUAAGCGCUUUAAUUUGAGUCAUAUCGUACCUCCGUCUCCCGUUCCCACUAUUCAUCACAUGAAUAGUUUGAAUCACAUGCGAUCGACUUCUUCUGAUUUAGAGUCACUUUAUGGAAGUUUUAAAUACAGAUCUCCUUCUUCUAUACACACAACAGCUACUAAUGAACAUAAGACUGAUGACGAAGAGCACCGUCUCAUUGCACGAUAUGCCGCCGCUUUAGCCAAUUAUACUAAAGGAUCGGUACUGACUAAUAGCACUUCACAAGUAGUUAAUGAUAUUUCAAAUCAGCAAAGAGUUAUUAAACAAUUAGAAGAGAAAAACAGAGAAAUUAUGAAAGAAAUAGAAACACUUAGACUUGAAAAACAAGAGAAUGAGAUGAAAGACUCGCGGAUUAAAUCGAGCAGUCAUUAUGCAAAUGUCAGUCAAACACAAUUGGAUCCAAUUUUGUUGACUGAAUUGUCGGCAUUAAGACAACGUAAAGAAGAGUUAGAAUCACAUUUGAGUGCACUUCAGGAUAGUCGACGCCAACUAAUGGUUCAAUUGGAAGGCUUAAUGAAAUUAUUGAAAAAUCACGGAAACCUACUUUCGAUUCCUAACAGUGCCCCGAGUUCUGCCUCUUCAACACUUAACCGAAAAUAUGUUAACUCAUUGACUUCUACUGUAUCUGAAUCAAUGUUAAGUGACAUAAGUAAUGCCACCGUUUCUACGGUAAAUCGGGAUCUUUUAGUUGCUGCAGAUUCUGUCACUAAUGCUAUGUCAUCGCUUGUUAAAGAACUUAAUUCAGAUGAUGAAGAAGAUUUAGUCCAACAAAUCAAACAUAAAGUUUUAAUUAAUGAAAUAAUAGACAAUACUAAUAGACAAAACAUUAAUUUGGAUAAAGAUAUCGAAAUAGAAGAACAAAAAUUGAAAUCCAAAGCAUUGGCCGCUUCGGUGGCUUUUUCUUAAGUUGUUUUAUAUUUAGUUUAAUUUAUUUGUUAAAUGGCUUAUAAUAUAGGUUUAUAUGUCAAAAAUAAAUCAAAUAAUAAACAAAUAAAAAGCAGUUCAAAGUGUAACUCACUUUAUACUACAACUGAUGAUGAAAGCUUCAUUCAUACCGAUGAUGACGAUUUUGAUGACAUUGAUGAUCAAUCGUGGAAUAUAUCAUAAAUUACAAUUACCUCACCGGUAAAUGUUUU